UUCGUCUUUGAAGCAACAAACUUUGAAGAUGAUCAAGUUAGAGGCUGGAACAAAACGCAUAUCACUUAUCUGGGGUCACUCUGAAAUCUCCGACCUAGAAUUUGACUGGGAUCAUAAGGGAAGUACUGGAAUCUCCCACAUCUAUAUUUCUCACGAUAAUCUUAUCCGUUUUAUUCAAUUUCAGUAUGUCGAAGAGAAUGGAGUCCUGUCCAAGCUUUCUCCGAUGCCCGUUAAGAAUCCUUAUGGUUGGAGAUUCAAUGUUGUUAAGCUUGAUUAUCCUCGUGAGUUUCUCAAGGGGAUUAGCGGCUUUUGGAGUAAUGGAAAUGUGAUCUCAUUGGCAUUUACUACGAACUGGGAGACCUAUGGUCCAUUCGGUUGCAAGGCACAAAAUGGUACUGAAUUCGAUUUUCAAACAGGAGAUGAGCCUCUAUUUGGUGGAUUGCAUGGAUCCUUUGAUGCCGAAGGUCUUAGAACAAUCGGAAUCUAUGUGAAUCCAGAAGAAGCCAAGCUUUGAAAGUUAUCAUCGAUCUGGAUUAACUAAUAGCUGUCAGUCCUAUUGAUUCUUAUCUCUAUUUUGUCAUAGACGUUUUACCCUCUCUAUUGUGCUAAUUACAUCUUGCAGUCAAAUAUUCUCCCUUCCAGGAGUCCAAA
This is a messenger RNA of Populus euphratica (Euphrates poplar), 651 nucleotides long. RefSeq names its product inactive protein RESTRICTED TEV MOVEMENT 1-like. Lineage: Eukaryota; Viridiplantae; Streptophyta; Magnoliopsida; Malpighiales; Salicaceae. The transcript is spliced from 2 exons. Bases 29 to 514 code for a protein of 161 amino acids. The record is from RefSeq and is a predicted model, not a curated record.